GAUUAUUUAACCGAUACUGUCGCAUUUCAACUUGUUUUUCGGAAGACCUAGAAUAUACCAGCUAUUCGAGAACAUAGUUCGUAAUUGAUAUAAACUCGUAACAUUUUAUUAAUAAAGACACAAUAACACACUUGGAAAUAAAUAAUAUUGCUAGGGGAUUUCCAUUUCCUAACAGAUUAUGGCUCGUGUGUGUCGCAAAAUGUUUAAGUAAAUAACAAGAAAUGUCGUCCAAAAUACUGCUUGAUUUAUACAGACGUGAUCCGUCUGGGAAUAGGGUUGUUGUGGUUCAGAACUUACAGGAAAAUGUGCGCAAGGACAAUCUACAGAACUACCUUGAGGUAAUAUGUUCAAAGGAACAGACGGACAUACACUUCCCCGUAGGAGGAGCUGGUGUUGCUAUUGCCGUAUUUGAGAAAGAUGUUGAAGAAAAGGAUAUGUCUGCAGCACUACAAAAGGAUAUAAUUCAUGAACGAACCACGUCUCCUGGAAAUGUAUCUCUAGGACAAAGGCAAGAGAAGCCUCUAAUGCAUGAAAAUGAAGAAUCGGCAGCGAUAACUUGUGGUAGGGCAGUGGAAAACAUGCCACCAAGUCCAAAUUCUGCAAAUACAGAACAGACGAACUAUGAUUAUAAUCGCAAACAUGAGCGUAUUAAACCUGAAUCGGCAGGGCAUGAAACGUCAAACAACGACUUAAAACUAAAAAUAAUUUCCGAUGACCCUGCGGACCAAACUGUUGAAACGCAUAUCGAAAGACACGAUCGCGCUGCAUCACUUAAUCCACAGGAAUAUGAUACGCGACGAUCUACUGCUUGGCAUGAUCAAGAUAAAGACAGAAAUUAUGGAGUCAGCAAUGUCCAAACUCCAAAAGUAGCUGCCUUGAAGCCGGUUAUUAGAAACGUUCAAAGACAGAUGUCAACUGACAGCAUUGAAUACUUAAAACAACAUGUGCAAAAGAAGACCGUUGAAGUUGUCUUAGAACAGGCGAAGGCAAUGUGCUUCAGGUCGUGUUUUGAGGAGAAACUUAGGCGAUAUAUUGUGAAAAGACACGGCCAAUUAAAUGUUGAAGUGCAAAGUUGGGACCCUCUUAAAAUAAGAGUAUGUGUGGAAGGAGAAGAGUCACUUAUUGAAGAAAUGGCCAACAUUGUGAACCAAAUUUGGCACGAGAAAAUUGAAUUCAAUAGAAUAUCAGACAAAGCUAUAGAUAAGUGGCUGAUUAUGAAAGGACUCGACAGUUCAUUGGGGAAAGAUUUCCUCAAAAACUUCGAAAAACAACACAAUUGCUUUAUACAACUUUCCGAAGAAGGAGAGUUUAAAGUUCUAAAACCGAAGGUACAAACAGAUGAUACUGAAGGCGAUAAUCUUCAUAGACAAGCAACACGUUCAGUGCCAGAUUCUGAGUUUGAGAUUCUCCACAGUGAUUAUGAGCAAGAUUCGGCUCAAACUGAAGCACCGUUAUCUGGAAGACGAAAAUAUGAAAAGGAACAGGAAGAAGGAAUCCUCUAUCAAGGCGACAUGCAGAAAGGCUAUGGCGAGCGUCAAAAGACAAAACAGAAGCGGACUCCCCGCUCCCGUUUUCCAGAAAAGAAACCAGUUCCUAAUCUUACAGUAGUGGUUAUAGCAAAAAGAAAAGACCUAUGCGUGACAGCAAGGAAUCAGCUAGGAAAACGCAUACAGGAAGAAUUUCUGCACGAGGACAGCAUUGAUAAGAGGCAGAAGAUAUCUGAAGAGGCUAAAUGUAAAAUAGCGUCGAUAAUUGACCAACACAGUAUUGAGUCAAUUAAAGAAAAAGAUAAAUAUAUAUUAAAAGGUUAUAAAGAAAGCGUUGUCCGAGCUCGUAUGAAGAUAUUAGAAGUUUUGUUAGAAGAAAAGGUCAACACAGACAAAAGACGAAAACGCAGAGAAAAUGCUAAAAGGGGAACAAGAGAAUUUAUUCAGCACAUGGUAGAGGAAAUUCAUACAAUUCCUCCAUACUGGUCAAAAUACAAACCGGAUGGGACACUAGAAUCUAUACUGACCAAAGAAGUCAAACAAGCUUUCAAACAACAAAAGUAUGAAAAAGUUCAGCUUGACAGUAAUGGUGACACAUUCAAAACCAUAGUUAAAAUGGUUACUUCGACAUUCGACAGCAGUAAAAUAGGACAAGGCCAGGACGCGGUAGGUCUCGAUCAGUUAGAUUACUCACAGUUGUAUGUGGUGAACAUACAAAGGAUAGAGAACAUUGAGUUAUAUGAAAAAUUUACUUCCGCAAGACAGAAAGUGUUUUUCCAGUUAUUAAAAUCUGGUGAUGAAAGAUUUCCAAAGGUUGAAGAACUUCCUGAUUGCAAUGGUCAAAUCCAAACCAGUCAGUUUUUGAAUGCAUCGUUGGAUAAAGAUUUGCAUACGGAAAUCAAUGAAGUUCUGUUGUUUCAUGGGACAAAAGAUGAAAAUAUUGGAACUAUUUGCACCAGUGGUCUUGAUCAAAGACUAGGAAGUCGUAAAGCUAUGUUUGGGCCUGGAAUUUAUGGGGCUGAGUGCUCAACAAAAGCAGACCAGUACGCAGAUGAAAAGACAGCUAGGAGAGCUGGUCAAGGCAUUCCAAGGAACAUGUUCCUGAUACGGAUGGUUCUGGGCAAUUCGUACUUGUGCAAUGAUCUGAAUCCACCCAAAUAUCGACGACCACCAUGCACGUCGUGUUACAAGGAUGAUUGCAAGGAUACCAAGCACGCUAGACAUAAGUAUGGCCACAUGUUUGAUUCGGUUGUUGCCGAUAAUGGGAAGCUGUUUAGAGAAUUUGUGGUGUAUGACAAUGCUUUGUGCUACCCUGAAUAUCUCAUUACAUAUGAAAGACGUUAGUGAGUUCGCCUGCUUCAUGACUGCCUUUUAUACAUGUAUAUUUUAUGAGAUUGUAUACAACUUUGUGAUUGGGAAAAUCAUUUAUACUGAUAUUUAUUUAAAUGAUAAGGCAUUAAAGUUUAUUUUGACGCCACUAAGGAAUCCAUCAUUGGCUGAUAUUUUAAACUGCCCAAAACUAAACAAAUCUCGUUAUAUUUUGUUUUAACCAUUUUGUUGAAUACAAACUAGUUAUUGAAUUGGCGAAUGUCGUAGGGUUAUUUUUUGUAUUCCGCUAAGUAACCUAAAUUAGGAGAUGCCGAUACUAAUAAAACUUAGUUAUAUGCAUAAAGACCCAGUUUGAGAUAGGGAUUAAUGUCCCGGUCACUGCUACCAAAGAUAGAAAAAAAGGCGGUUUCCGCUCAAUAACUUCAGUUUGCAUUGAUGUAUUUUAAAUGACCUUGGGCUAAAUAUAGCUUACAGAAAAUACCAAGGUAGAAAUGUAUACGGGGUCACUUAGGUUCAAGAUCAGCUUUACUUGAUUAAUGUGUAUAUAACAAAGAAAUCCACCAUUACGUAGUGGUCUACCGCAUUGGUCUACUUUACAUUUUGUAAUGUUGAACAGAAGGGUUGUCAUUCAAAUCAUGGUCGAGGCCUCACUUUAAAAAAAAAAUAGAAAGGUAAUUCUAAUGCCGUAGGGUAAAUGCCAAUAAUUACUGAAAAUAAACUGCUAGUUUAAACUGUGAUAUCUAAAAGCAUAUAUAUAGUUAGCUUAUAUAGUAAGCUCAUAUGAAGAAAUGGCUUUAGAUAGUAUUUGUGGUCACUGUUACUAAAAAAAUGGUUUCAUCUAAUACCUUAAAUUUUUGAUAACCUGUUGUCAGCAAACAUUGUGUGUAAGUAGCUUGUUAUCAAAGACAAAGGUUGGGAAUAUAUUUGGGUCAAGGUCAAGUUCAACGUUAGAUCUACUGACAAAUAGAAAAAAGAUGCCUGCUCAAUAACUUUAGUUAGAGAUAAGAUAAUUAAUAGUUCAUACCUUACGCUGUAGGCUGAAGUGUUGGUAUAUUUAUCUUUUGAAUUGUUGAAUGCGGUUCAAAUCCUAGUUUUGGCUUUACGUUUUACUUUUUUGUGUGCUUGAACAGGAGUCUUUCAGAUGUCACCUGGUUUAGGUCACUGUAACCUAAAGUAGAAAACCAGUUUCCACUCAGUUACUUGUGUUAGACGCGACCAGUUGUUAUGAUAAUUGGUAUUUAGGUAGCUUGGAUGGAUAUAAUGUUGAUGAUUGAAAAUUGUGCCGCUAAUGUCAAGACCAAGGUCACCGUUAUAAAAAAUAGAAAACAUUGUUAACGUAAACUAAUGAUCUGAAUCGGGAAUGAUAAUGAAAUGCUUGUAUAUCUGUAAGUCUGAAUAGCAUGACUGGAUUCAGUCAAAUAUUUAUAAUUGAAAAUGACUUCUUUAAACAGAACCUCACAAUGGCAUGAUGCUAAGUUUGAAAACCUGGUUUCCGUGGAUUUUCUAAGGUUCUUUUCUUUUACAUAUAAAAUAGAAGUAUUUUUAUGGAAGUUUUUAGAAUUGCUCCUUCACGUUUACCAAUAUGUUUUAACGUGUCUUCUCUACCUGUAAGGGGAAGUAAGUGUGUUUGGGUUUGUUGGAAAUAGCUUUGUAUAUUGAUACUGUUGUUAAAACUUUUCACAAGUAUUGUCCUGUUUCAUAACAUGUUCUGUACAUUUAGCAUUAUAAAUCCAUUAAAACCGUUAACCGUUUUAAAUCCUUUACAAAUACGAUUUUGUAAUAAAUGAAAACAUACAUGAAAUACAAGGUCAAUUAAAUUCAUUGAAUAGACCGCGUUGUGUUCUGCUAGAAUAAUAUAAAGCCGUCGUUACUUUAUUUUCUCUAAGCUAUGAUUUGUUUUGACGGGAUCUACCAGUUGCUAUUUACGAAAAAAGGUCUUUACUAUAAUUUCACAUCCCGUCUCCCUCCCCACUUCCGAAGUAAAAAUAUUACGGAUUUCAAAAUUUAUUUAAAGACUUUGAUAUCUUAUUGUUGACACUAUCUGUAGAUUUCUCCCUGUUAUAUACACGUAUAGAGAUAGGCAAAACAUGUUUGAAUGCUCUAGAAUAUACAUAUGAGCCGCGUCAUGAAAAAACCAACACAGUGGCUUUGCGACCAGCAUGGAUCCAGACCGGCCUGCGCAUCCGCGCAUUCUGGUCAGGAUCCAUGCUGUUCGCUAACAGUUUCUCUAAUUGCAAUAGACUUUAAAAGCGAACAGCAUGGAUCAAGACCAUAUGCGCGGAUGCGCAGCCUGGUCUUGAUUCAUGCUGGUCGCAAAGCCACUAUGUUGAUUUUCCCAUGGCGCGGCUCAUAUCACGCUUAAAACGACAGUAUAGCACUGUCCGGAAAAACCCUCAUCUCGAUGAACAUGUGGGGUCAUUAACGAUCAAAUGUGUGCUAGAAGAUCAAUAUCACUUAUUGACAAAAUGAAAAAAAAUGUUCAAGCAUUGCAAAUCUAGAUAUAAGUAUGUAUUGCUUAAUACACUGCACAUUUUGACUGCUCCAAUUAGAGUCAAAUGAUAGGCCUGUGAGAAGUCUCUUACCAAUGUACCUCUUAAAGGCUGUCAGUAACAUUGGAACAUUUAAUGACAUUUUUAAGUUUUCAUAUAUUUUAGGAACAAAUAGAACACAUACAUGGAGUUAGAUUCAUAUUGGAAAUGUAUACAUUUUUGUAUUUUGUUACUUUUUAUGAAAUUUAGUAAUUACCUCCCUUCAAUGUAAAAUAUAUAAUAAAUUUCUUUUGAUUUCAAUAUAUUUUCUAGUUUUACAGUUGCAUUUGAUAAAUGGUGGGAUAUUUCAUCUACCUAAAACAAAAAGCUUUAAAGCAGUGUUUAGAUUCGGAAUUAAUAUUUUUUGCGGAACAGAGAUAGACAAAGGGAACACAGACAUACAACAAAAGAAAAGAAAGGUGGAUGUGUAUAAUAAAAGGGUCAUUGUAACAGAAGCUUGCUCUGGGAUUAUAUAUAUUCGGCUCCAUCGAUUUCGCCUGGCCGGAUUACUCUCGGCGCCUCCUCACUACGUGUGAGCCAGAUUUUCAAAAUACACUCGAGCGGGCGGAUUACAGAAUAUCAUAUUUUGUUGGUGUUAUAUAUAAACCCACUUUAUAUGUAACAAAGAAGUUGUUACAAGCAAAACUUUUCUUUUUAUCAGAUCUAUAUAUAUUUUUUUACCUAAAUACUAGAUCUUAUUUAACAUUUAUUUAUGUAACAAUGAAUAAAAUUUCUCCUUUAUUUCUGUAAAGAAAUGCAGGCGUAUUUCAUACUGUUUUAAUAUAUAUUGUUUUACUUAUGCUGUACGUAUGGGGAGACAUAAAAUAUUUGAAUUGAAUUGUAUUUAAUUGUAUUGUAUUUCAAUUGUAUGCUUCAUGUAUGUACAAGGAAAAGACUGAAAGUAAAGUAAUACAACAUU
Messenger RNA from Mercenaria mercenaria, 6263 nucleotides. RefSeq lists its product as uncharacterized. The record is from RefSeq and is a predicted model, not a curated record. The coding region runs from base 222 to 2831 and encodes 869 amino acids. Lineage: Eukaryota; Metazoa; Mollusca; Bivalvia; Venerida; Veneridae. Gene Ontology annotation, molecular function: NAD+ poly-ADP-ribosyltransferase activity. The transcript has 10 exons.